GAGUUAAACAGUGGUCGCAUUAAGAUUUUGUAAAUACACAUAUUAGCCCCUCAAGUUAUUCACACAAAAAUUAUCCCAACUCCAAUUUACAUUCCUGAAAUCAUGGCAGAAGCAGUGAUUGGUGGAGCUUUCCUCUCUGCUUUCUUUGAUGUUGUCUUCAAAAGGCUGGCAUCACCUGAAGUUGCUAAUUUGAUCCUUGGAAACAAACUUGACAAGAAAUUGCUUCAGAGGCUCGAGACAACUUUGAGAGUGGUUAGAGCUGUGCUUAAUGAUGCUGAGAAGAAACAAACCAGGGAUUCUGAUGUCAACAACUGGCUCAAUGAUCUCAAAGAUGCUGUCUAUGUAGCUGAUGACUUAUUGGAUGAAGUUUCGACAAAAACUGUGAUUCAAAAAGAGGUAACUAAUCUCUUUUCGCGCUUUUUCAAUGUGCAAGAUAGGGGUAUGGUUAGUAAGUUUGAAGAUAUAGUUGAGAGACUAGAAUAUAUUUUGAAACUCAAAGACAGUCUUGAACUCAAAGAGAUUGUAGUGGAGAAUUUGUCAUAUAAAACUCCAUCAACAUCUCUCCAAGACGAAUCUCGUGUGUAUGGCAGGGACAAAGACAAGGAGGGCAUCAUCAAGUUUUUGUUAGAUGAUAACAGUGAUAAUGGUGAAGAAGUGAUUGUGAUACCUAUUGUGGGAAUGGGAGGGGUAGGAAAAACUACUUUAGCUCAGUUGGUGUACAAUGAUGAGUAUUUGAAGCAUGUAUUUGAUUUUAAAGCUUGGGUUUGUGUUUCUGAAGAGUUUGACAUUUUGAGGGUUACAAAGAUUAUAACACAAGCAAUUACAAGAAGAACUUGUGAAAUGAAUGAUCUAAAUUUACUUCAACUUGAUUUGCAAGAUAUGUUGAAAGAAAAGAAAUUCUUUGUUGUUUUGGAUGAUGUUUGGAUUGAGGAUUAUGUCAAUUGGGAUCUUCUUAUAAAACCUUUUCAACGUGGGAUUAAGGGAAGUAAAAUUCUUAUAACAACUCGCAGUGAAAAGGUUGCCUCUGUAGUCCAAACGGUUCAAACUUAUAGGCUAAAUCAGUUGUCGAAUGAAGAUUGUUGGUUAGUGUUUGCAAACCAUGCAUGUUUUACCCCGGGAUCUGGUAGGAAUGCUACAGAUCUAGAAAAAAUUGGCCGAGAGAUUGUUAAAAAGUGCAAGGGAUUGCCUUUAGCAGCACAAUCACUUGGAGGCAUUCUGCGAAGAAAACAUGGCAUAUUGGAUUGGAGUAAUGUACUGAAGAGUGACAUUUGGGAAUUAUCUGAAAGUGAAAGUAAGGUCAUUCCGGCAUUGAGAAUUAGUUAUCACUAUCUCCCUCCACAUUUGAAACGCUGUUUUGUUUAUUGUUCGCUAUAUCCCAAAGAUUAUGAAUUUGAGAAAAAUGAUUUAAUCUUGUUGUGGAUGGCCGAAGAUCUUUUAUUGCCACCAAUAAAAGGAAUGACUUUUGAAGAGGUUGGUUCUGAGUAUUUUGAUUAUUUAGUUUCGAGAUCAUUUUUUCAACAAUCAAGUACUCGGAACAUGUCAUUUGUGAUGCACGAUCUCAUGCAUGAUUUAGCAACAUUCCUAAGUGGAGAAUUCUUCUUUAGAUCGGAAGAACUUGGGAAAGAAACCAAGAUUAACAUCAAGACUCGUCAUUUGUCAUUCACCAAAUUCGAUGGUCUAAUCUCAGAAAACUUUGAAGUACUUGGUAGAGUAAAAUUUCUGAGAACAUUCUUACCGAUCAACUUUGAAGUUGCUGCAUUCAACAAUGAAAGGGUGCCAUGUAUCUCGCUAUUGAAGCUUAAAUACUUACGAGUUUUGUCAUUUUCUCGCUUCAGAAAUCUUGACAUGUUGCCUGAUUCAAUAGGUGAAUUGAUCCAUUUGCGAUACUUGAAUCUCUCAUUGACAGGAAUAAGGACCUUGCCAGAGUCAUUGUGUAAUUUGUACAAUCUGCAAACUUUGAAUCUGUUUGGUUGUUAUAAGCUGACUAUGCUACCAUGUGGAAUGCAAAAUCUUGUGAACUUGUGCUAUCUUGAUAUUGCUGAAACUGCAUUAAAAGAGAUGCCCAAAGGUAUGAGCAAAUUAAACCAAUUGCAUCAUCUAAGUUAUUUCAUUGUGGGCAAGCAAGAAGAGGAUAGUAUCAAGGAAUUGGGAGGACUUUCAAAUCUUCAUGGAUCUCUUUCAAUUAGGAAGUUAGAGAAUGUUAGAAAUGGGAGUGAAGCAUUGGAGGCGAAAAUGAUGGAUAAGAAGCAGAUUAACAACUUAUUCUUGGAAUGGUUUUCAAGUGAUGAUUGUACAGAUUCUCAAACAGAAAUUGAUAUACUUUGCAAAUUACAACCUUACCAAGACCUGAAAUUGCUAUCAAUAAAUGGCUAUAGGGGUACAAGAUUUCCAGAUUGGAUUGGGAAUCCUUCGUAUCACAAUAUGACUAGUCUAACAAUCUCUUCUUGUGAGAAUUGUUGUUUGCUUCCUUCACUUGGGCAACUAACAACUCUCAAGUACCUCACUAUUUCAGAUUUGAAUGGGCUAGAGACUAUAGAUGGUAGUUUCUACAAAAACGGAGAUUCUUCUUCUUCCGUAACACCAUUUCCUUUGCUUGAAUUUCUUGAAUUUGAAAACAUGCCUUGUUGGAAGGUGUGGCAUUCAUCUGAGUCAUAUGCUUUUCCUCAACUUAAGCGUCUCACAAUAGAAAAUUGUCCAAAAUUAAGAGGAGAUUUACCAGUUCACCUCCCUUCAUUGAAAACACUUGCAAUUAGAAGUUGUGAGCAUCUUGUCUCUUCUCUCCCAAAAGCUCCUUCUGUUCUUAGUUUACAGAUAGUAAAAAGCCAUAAAGUAGUUUUGCAUGAAUUACCUUUUUCAAUAGAGUUUUUAAAAAUUAAAGGAAGUCCAGUGGUGGAGUCUGUUCUUGAGGCCAUCGCCGUCACCCAACCAACAUGUGUCAAAUAUUUAGAAUUAACAGAUUGUUCAUCUGCCAUAUCUUAUCCAGGUGAUUGUUUGUGCAUAUCAAUGAAGACUUUGCAUAUAGAGGAUUUUAGAAAACUAGAAUUCACAAAACAGCACACUCACAAGUUACUAGAGUCAUUGUCAAUACACAACAGUUGUUAUUCACUCACAUCUCUCCCAUUGGAUAUCUUUCCGAAACUAAAACGUCUCUACAUCAGUAACUGUGAAAAUCUAGAAUCUCUUUUGGUAUCAAAGUCACAGGAUUUUACUCUUCAAAAUUUGACUUCUUUUGAGAUCCGCGAAUGCCCCAAUUUAGUAUCAUUGUCAAAUGAAGGAUUGCCUGCACCCAACAUGACCCGUUUUCUCAUAUCCAAGUGCAACAAGUUAAAGUCACUGCCUCAUGAGAUGAACAUUCUUCUUCCAAAGUUAGAAUAUUUCCGACUAGAAAACUGUCCAGAAAUUGAAUCAUUCCCCGAAAGUGGUAUGCCACCUAAGUUGAGAUCGAUUCGCAUCAUGAAUUGCGAGAAACUACUUACUGGUCUGUCCUGGCCUUCCAUGGACAUGCUUACUGAUGUAACAAUUCAAGGUCCAUGUGAUGGGAUCAAAUCUUUCCCAAAGGAAGGUUUGUUACAUGCUUCCCUUAAGUCUCUAACACUACUUACAUUUUCUAGUUUGGAAAUGUUGGAUUGUAAGGGCCUUAUCCAUCUCACCUCCCUCCAACAGUUAAGAAUUAGGGACUGCCCACAAUUGGAGAACAUGGUUGGAGAAACACUGCCAGCCUCACUACUAAAUCUUUACAUCAUUGGAUGUCCUUUGCUGAAAGAAAGGUGCCACAUGAAAGACCCUCAAGUUUGGAACAAAAUUUCCCACAUAAGGGACAUUGAUGUUGAUCAUAAAAGGAUUUCAUGAACUACUAUUGUCAACUGGUAAUUGUUAUGCUCUUGCAGUCUUGAUUACUUCAUUAUCUUGCAAAAUAAAAACUAUUAUUUGAGUGUAGUUUAUUUAGCCUAGUUUGAAAGUAAAGAGAUUCAUACUUUUAGUUAAUGAUUUGUUCAUAAUUCCUUUUUGUUUUGUCUUCAACAAAAAUUGUAAGUACAUUUAACUUGGUUUUGUAUUCAACAAACCUAAGAGAGUACUUAGUCUGUUCAUUGUUGAUUAUAAACAUAAAUAUGGUAAUAUGAAUAGAAAUACAUGAUAAUUAAUUAAUCACGUGUCCAAACAUUAUA
This is a messenger RNA of Medicago truncatula (barrel medic), 4166 nucleotides long. RefSeq names its product putative disease resistance RPP13-like protein 1. The transcript has a single exon. Gene Ontology annotation, molecular function: ADP binding. The record is from RefSeq and is a predicted model, not a curated record. NCBI's taxonomy places the organism in Eukaryota, Viridiplantae, Streptophyta, Magnoliopsida, Fabales, Fabaceae. The coding region runs from base 103 to 3849 and encodes 1248 amino acids.